Molecule: messenger RNA, 2412 nt
Organism: Emericellopsis cladophorae
Lineage: Eukaryota; Fungi; Ascomycota; Sordariomycetes; Hypocreales; Bionectriaceae
Exons: 1
Coding region: 1-2412 (803 amino acids)
Biological process (GO): regulation of DNA-templated transcription
Cellular component (GO): nucleus
Molecular function (GO): DNA-binding transcription factor activity, RNA polymerase II-specific; zinc ion binding
Source: RefSeq, a predicted model, not a curated record
AUGGCCACCAAGCAUCGUCUCAGGCGCUCGUGCGCCUUUUGCCGUGCCCGCAAGAUCAAAUGCUCAAAUGAGACAAUUUGCGAGGCUUGCCGCAGGCAAGGCGCUGACUGCAUCUACGACUUUGAGCCUCCCCGGCCCAAGGCUCGUGGCAGCAUGGACACCACACGAUCCGAGUCCAUUGCCAGCCUCCGUCACGACAUCUCGCCUCUCAUGAGCCGGCAGCGAUCCAACACGGGCAGCUCCGUCAAGGGGAGCCCCGUUAUGGGAGGCGGUCUCGUAGACGAGCCAUUGGCCUCCGAGGAUGGCGACAACGUAGCCUCCAUCCUUGACCUCGCCUUCUUUGACAACUUCACUGCCAAUGCGCCGGCACGCACAUCUCACACUCGUCCUGACGGCAUGGUCAGCAAGUACGGCGACUCGGCCAAGUUCUCCAGCGUUCUCUCCCUGUUGAGCCAUGACCUCGUGGGGCUGUCUGCCAACCAGAUGGGCUCGCUGGGCUGCUCUCACGUCGAGGAUGGCAACGCAUCUUUUUUUCUGUCUGGCCUCGAAAACGACGAGACGCCCACCAUGUUCAACAGCACACCACCGCCUGCCACCAACCCCGUCACGGAGUACGGGCAGCGCCAGCAGAUGCAGCUCAUCGACGUCUGGUACUCAUCCCACCCUCUAUCCUUCCUGGUCUCCAAGACGCUCCUCCUCCGGGAGCUCCGCGACGGCACCCAUGAUGAGGUUCUCCUGGCCGUCAUGCUCGCCGAGGCCAACCUUACCAUUGGCGGUGAGGCCGCCAACACCCGUGGUCGGGCCCUCCUGCAGUAUGCGCAGGCGCAGCUGCACACCCGCCCAUUCCAGACCACGCGGAACACUGGCAUCGUCACCGACUCGGGCACAGUCGUCUACAGUGGUAUCUCGACGCGCAUCUUCAGCGGCAUCUCCACGGCGCAAGCUCUCAUGUUGCUCGGAUGGUACGCCAUGACCGAGUCGCAGUUCCGAAGGGCCAUCACGUACAUCCAGCUGGCUGGACGUAUGGCUAGUGACCUCAAGGAGCAGCUCGUGGCGACAGAUGGCAUGCAGCUCUCAAGCCGCAUCAACGGCAUUGACGUCUACGACGUGGAGAGGGAACUGAUUGACUGCCUGUACUGGACCACCUACACGCUCACUCUAUGGGUCUACGUCCAGACCGGUCGCGGCUACUUUGCUUCUCAGUCGCCCACGGUCCUCACCAGCAUCUUCCUGCCCGCAACUGAAGACGCGUCCUCGGCCAUUCAGCUUGACCUCAUUUCUGAGAACGUCAACACCCUCCAGAGGCAGAAGCUCACCAUCAAGGAGAUGUGGCCUCUCGCCCACAUUGGCAUUGCUGUAGCCCACGCCUGCGGCUUUCACCCUCUUCAGCAGGGUGUCGCCGCCGCCAAUCUCAUGCAACGAUGCCGGGACACAAACAGGUUCCUCGUGGACACCACGCGCGACCUGAACAAGAAGGGCAACAACAUGUCCUCGACGGCCAUUGUCCUCACCAUCUACCACACCCUCGCCGUCCAGUACCUCUUCCCCAACCUGGCAGGCCAGGAGAUUGCGCGGCCCGACAUUGUCGAGCGCAUGUGCUACUCCAUCGAAGAGGUGCUCCAGGUGUUCGGCGUCGUCUCUGUCCAGCCCAAGGACGCCCUCAGCAUGACACCUUCGCUGCAGGCCUCCCUUCCCGCCGUCUUCGGGAUGGCCCUCGACACCUGCUCGCGUGCGCUACGCGCUCUACGUGGAAAACGCCAGUCCAGUGGCAUCGUCACAAACUUUCCCUCCGCUCAGGUGUACGCGCCAACCAUCCAGACCAUGGCCUCUCGCCUCUACAACAUGAGCAAGAGUGACUUCCUCCACCAGUCCAGCAGUUUCCGCAUGAUCCGCAAACAGCUGAAGGGAUCGUCUCGCAACCACAGCUCAUCCCGGGCCUCAGUGUCGGGCAGCGAGUCUGACGGCUCCCUGACCAUGUCACCGUCGAGCGAUGACCUCUCGACCGCGACGACGCCCGAGAUGGACGGGCAGGCUGGCUUCGUCUCACCUAAGGACAUGACGACGAUGCCAUCACCCAAGAUGAUGCACCACCAUCCCUCCUUCGAUGCCGUGGCACAGCCUCACAUGAUGCCGCCGAAGCAGCAAGCCUGGCCCCCUGUCAUGGAGACCACCGCCGCGCCGCAUGAGCUCAUGUACAACGCCAUGGACACCAAUGCGCUCGGUAUUCAGUCUCGCGACGACCUGAGUCUCUCGGGGAUGGUGGAUCUCCAGCACGCCUGGCUGCCCCAGAUGCCUCCCCUGACGGAGGCCGACAUGAACAACUUCCAGUGGGACUGGGGCGCGCAGGGUCUCAAGCAGGAGCCGACUAUUGCACCGACCGCUGUGUGGUCUGACAUGGACAUGGUGCUGUGA